AUGGAAUAUCUGCAUUUCAAUUCGUAUAAUCCAAAGAUAAAGACGCGCCAAUGUGAAUUACUGGGUUCAUAUAUAAGAUAUGUAGGAAACGAAGUCCGCGAUAACUCCGUGGGAAACUGGAUUCACUGUAAACUUGGUUGUUUCCACUUCAAAAUGUUAGCGGGUUUGUUUAGUAAUUUGAUACAUAAGCCUGAAGUUCUGUGUCGAAAAUCAAUUUUUCAUUUUGUGAAUGUUCGAAAAUGUCCAUACAGCACCGAACAAGAUGAUAUACCGUUUCAUCUCAUGGUUGAAGGUUAUUAUGACAAGGCUUCAGCCCUUGUUGAACAAAAUUUGAUGUCAAAACUUCAAUCAAAAGCGCCAGAUAAUGAAAAAACAAAGAUUGUUAAAGGAACGCUUAACAUAAUUCGGCCACCUACUCACAUUUUCGAGGUUAACUUUCCCCAUAAAGCCGAUGACGGAACGUUCAAGAUCAUUCAGGGCUUUAGAGCUCAACAUAGUGUGCACAGGCGACCCACUAAGGGUGGCAUCCGGUAUAGUAUGGAUGUAUGCAGAGAAGAAGUUAUGGCUCUUGCUGCUCUGAUGACCUACAAAUGUGCUGUCGUAGAUGUUCCGUUUGGUGGUGCCAAGGGGGGAAUUAAGAUAAAUCCCAAAGACCACUCUCCGGCAGAAUUAGAAAGGAUAACCCGUCGGUUUGCACUAGAGUUGGCAAAACAAGGAUUUCUUGGUCCUGGAACUGAUGUUCCUGCUCCGGAUAUGGGGACUGGACCCCGAGAGAUGAGCUGGAUUGCGGAUACGUAUGCAAACACCGUAGGUCACAACGAUAUGCACAGUCAUGCUUGUGUAACAGGAAAGUCUAUCGCUAUGGGUGGUAUUCACGGUCGCAUUUCUGCAACAGGACGCGGGGUUUAUCAUGGGAUAGACAACUUCUUAAAUAACCCAAAAUAUGCAGAUGCUAUCGGUUUAUCCCCGGGGCUGAAGGAUAAAACUUUCAUUGUUCAGGGAUUCGGGAAUGUUGGUUUGCAUACAAUGCGUUAUCUUGUACGAGCUGGUGCAAAAUGUAUUGGUAUUGCUGAAAUCGACGGACAGAUUUACAACGCAGAUGGUAUAGAUCCACGAGAACUCGAAGAUUGGCAAAUCGCAAAUGGUACGAUUGUUGGCUUUCCACAUGCAAAACCAUAUACAAAAGGUUCCCUUCUUUUCGAAGAAUGUGAUAUCCUUAUUCCUGCGGCAAAUGAAAAGCAAAUCCAUAGUGGCAACGCUGAUAAGAUCAGAGCAAAAUUAAUUGGGGAGGGUGCAAAUGGUCCCACCACACCAAAAGCUGAUAAAAUACUGCGGGAGAAGAAUAAGUUGGUUAUUCCAGAUUUGUAUCUGAAUGCUGGCGGUGUUACUGUCUCGUAUUUUGAAUGGCUUAAAAAUUUAAAUCACGUGAGCUAUGGUCGACUAACCUUUAAGUACGAACGAGAUUCCAACUAUCAGUUACUAAAUAGUGUACAACAGUCUCUAGAGAAGAAGUUCGCUGACAAAAUACCGAUAACACCAUCCGAAGAUUUUCAGCUUCGCAUUGCGGGGGCAUCUGAACGCGAUAUUGUUCACUCUGGUCUGGAGUAUACUAUGGAGCGAUCUGCCAAACGCAUCAUGAAUAUUGCGAAUGUCUACAACCUUGGAUUAGAUGUUCGUACAGCUGCAUAUAUCAAUAUUCAACUGGCAGUUCUUUUAUGUAAUCAAAAUAAAAUAUCUUUUAUAGGCACCGAGAUAGGGCAUUUUAAUGCUUAUGCCAUUCAAUGGAGAUGCAAAUGGACACCUUUCAAUGCAUUAAAUAAAUUCGUUUGUUAG
Molecule: messenger RNA, 1833 nt
Organism: Schistosoma mattheei
Lineage: Eukaryota; Metazoa; Platyhelminthes; Trematoda; Strigeidida; Schistosomatidae
Source: the annotation of a GenBank genome assembly